Molecule: messenger RNA, 7319 nt
Organism: Mya arenaria
Lineage: Eukaryota; Metazoa; Mollusca; Bivalvia; Myida; Myidae
Product: transmembrane protein 179-like
Exons: 5
Coding region: 63-755 (230 amino acids)
Source: RefSeq, a predicted model, not a curated record
CUGAAAUACAGAAAAUACAACAACAAAUACACAAAACAGUAUAUUUUAAAUAGAAGGCAGUCAUGGCAGUCUGUGAUAUACACAUUUUGGCUCAAGCAACUCUUUAUCUUGGUGCCUUAGUUGCCGGUUUUGUGAUAGCAAUUCCCAUAGGCGUAAAUAGGAGUACUUUUCAAGGAGACUGCAUACUGUAUGCCAGUACUGAGUGGACAGACAAAAGUUUCACCCUUCAACCCAGCAGUGCCAUGAACUGCAAUUUUCCAAUCUACUUCAGCGUGUUUGGGUUGAUAUUCUAUGGGCUCGGCACAGGGCUCUAUAACCUCUAUGCUGUGCUUCGAUCAAGAAAGGACCCAGAGAUUGGUUCCCAGAUGUGGGUGAUGCCAUUCAUUCUGGUGAAUGCUGUCCUGGCUGUGGGCACACUGAUCGUUGCUUGUAUCAUCUCGGUGGGCUUUCUGCAGUUCUGUAAUGGCCUCACCAAGACGAACCAGAUCAAACAUUGCUAUGACAAGGAAAACGUGUCGUUCAAGUAUGAGAAGACGGGGAAGAUGUUUAACACGGGGAAUUACUUCAAACUGUUGAGUGUCUCUCAGACUGGUGCCUGGGUGGCCUUGUUGAUAUGGGUGGCUCAAAUAGUUCUGUGUGUGCUGAGAUUCGUCCGUAACCGAAGGCGACGCUCGGCAGCCAUGAUGGACAAUGCACAGCAAAGCCAAGUGACCAGCGACACAAGCCGCAUCGCAGAGCUUGAGCCCACUGCUUGAAGUGCAGAUGACUGGAGAAAAAAAUAUUUGAAAAAGGGAAUAAAUUUUCCUCCAAAUUUACUUCCUAAAAUAUCAACACAUAACUCCAUCCGACCAUACUCAUAAAAUUGAAAAUUUUAAAAUCUCAUGAAAAAGUAUAAUGAAAUUACUGGUAAAGGUUGAAUUUUAAAUCUCAUGAAAAAGUAUGAUGAAAUCACAGGGACAGGUGGUGCUUAAAGCAGUAGGUGCAUAUAUAUACAAAAACAAUGAAAAAUGCUCUUUAUAAAUGUCAUAUUGUACAAAACAAAUCUUGAAAUCAUGCCUAUUCCAUAACUAGUUAUGUAAGAUGCAUUGAUUUUCUUAACAAAAAAGAUAACUUAAUCCUUCUACAUGAUAAAAUUUGCAAAUAUUUUUUUUUAAUUCUCAAUGUAUUAUGCAAUUCUAUUGAAUGCAUUUAUUUGCUGUAGUCCUUCACCCCAAGACAAUAUAGUUUUGAUAAUACUUAAUUCUAUUAAUGCAAACCUUCAGCAUUUAAGAAAAAUGAUAAUUAUAAUUUAAAUUAUAUUUGAAUAAUUAGAAUUUACAAAAUAUCCUGCUGAUAUUAAUCUCAGAAAUUGGCUAUUAUUGUUGAUGAUAGCUUACGUUUGAGCAAUACAUACCAUACUAUUAAUGAAGAUGUGUUAUUUUGUGAUGAAUUUGAAUCAAAGGCUCUUGAUGUAUGCAAAUUCAUUUUAUUUUUUCAAAACAUUGAUCAUUAAUGAAGAUGUGUUAUUUUGUGAUGAAUUUGAAUCAAAGGCUCUUGAUGUUUGCAAAUUAAUUUUAUUUUUUCAAAACAUUGAUCAUUUCCACAAUACAUGUUAUUUUUUUCUCACUUUUUAUUAAUUUUUUCAGAUGAAGUUGGUGCUUAUGAAUUUAUAACUUUGUUAAAUUUAUCGUGAAUUAAAGAGACUAGACACCAGAUGAUACCAUUGCAAGAAAAAAAAGAAAAUUGUCAAAAACAUACAUACAAUUUGAUAUCUCUGUGUACAAUGCAUUGAAUCUUUCUGACUGAUUUUAAUAUCGCUUACGACACACGUAUCUUUUGCACUUUUUGUGUAUUUUUCCAAUUUGAAAUCUGCUGCUUUUGUUUACCACAUAAACUCCAGUAAUUUUAAAAAUAGUGUUUGCAUGUGUAUCUUAAAUACUGAUCAUGUGAGAUUCACAUGCUUAAUAUGCACACUAUGAACUGGGAAAACAUUAUAAGCUAUUUUCAAACAAGUAAAUUCAGCUGAGACAUGAUUCUUUUAAUCGUGUAAAAUGAUGUUUUAUCGGCCUCAUACUAGUUUAUAUUGAUAAUUCUAGGCUUGUUUUGAGGAAAUGCUGUAUAUGCUGAUUUUUGGAAUAUCUGGUGUCUUGUCCCUUUAAAUUAUUACUUUGAUCUUCGUUUUUAUCGUGGAAACAGUUCGAUUGUUGUAUUAUAUAAAAAUUGGAUAGUUCUUACUUUAGCAAUAAAUUGAUAAUGAAAAGUUUGGAUAUGAAUAAUAAAAAAAAUAAAUAUUUUAUUAGCCAUGUUAAAAAAAAAGUUAAACUUCUAAAUAUAGUUUUUUUUAAGCAUUUUGAUGUUUUGUGUUAUGGAAUUGGAGAAGUGAGAUGUUUUGUUAUUGUACAUAAUUAUAUACAUAUACAUAUAACUAUUACUUUUUGAAUAUGUUAUAUCUUAUUUCUAUUAUUUCACCAAAAUAUGGAAACAAACUCAUAGAUCUUUUUUGUCAUUUUUGUUUUUUGGUAUAAAAUUGCAUGAAGUAUAAUAUUAUGUAUUUAUCAUAUGUAUAAGAAAUAUUAAAAUGAUAGUAUUUCUUAAUUGAAACUGGUAAAUAGUUAGAAUUUGAAAAUAUGAAAUUAUUAUGUUUCAAUAAUGUUUUUUCUCGUUUCGUUAAUGAAUGUUUGUCAUUUAUUUUGAUUUAGUUGUUACUUUUACUGAAGACAUGUACAGUAGGGAUCGACAAUCGAUCUUAAACCAUGAGCAAUCAUCGAAAAUAAUCGAUCAAAUCAUUCUGAUCAAUUUAUGCUUAUGUAAUCAAAAGUACAUAAAAUGUAUAAAAUACUCAUAUUCGUGCACUAAUAACAAAGAAUGAACAUGAUAGUAAUUAUUUAUAUUAUAUUCUUGUUAUUUUAAAGUUAAUUUUCAAUAAUAUGAUUUAGCUUUUAGCUGAAUAGAAAAAGAUUCAUUCUGUUGUUCUGCAUUUUUUUCCGAUUUUAGAGAAUAAAGUCAUAUAGCCAUAAUUGAUUCUGAUGUUAUGCAAUUGAUAAUCGUUGACAAAAAUUGUUAACAAUUAAUUUUUGAGAAUAUUUGGUAAACCUUUAAUCCUAAUUUAUAUUGUUGUUCUAAAAUAAUAUGAUUCUAUUUAUAGGUAACAAUCAAAUUGAUUAUUUGCAACUUCAAUUGUAAACAAUAAAUUUUGUCAAACCUCAUUGGCUUGAACUCCCAGGGACCGGUGAAAUACCUUGAGCCUCGAAAAACUCGAGCCAAGUGGAAUGCUUACCUUUAGUUUAAAGAAAUCAAGUCUUUUACAACCAAUUUGAGCCAAAGAGGAAUUCGAGCCAAUUUGGUUUGACCGUACUCCACCAUUGGUUUAUCCCACAGUAAGAUUAAGAGUAAGAUGAAUGAACUGUUUAUGAUUGAUUUUUCUGAUCACAUAUAUACACUUGUAAUUAAUGAUCCUUCCUCUGUACAUAAUGUCUAUACAAUACUCAUGGGGCCGUUUUAAUUAACAUUUUAGUCAUACAUAAAUUAUCUUAGUGUCAUAGAUUCAUUAUUUGUCUACAUAUUUGAGUGCAUGAACUUAAGCCAGUAUCAAAAAUGAACACAAAAAUGAACACGAAAAUGAAGGGAACGAAAUCAAAACUUGUGGCAUUUAUACAGAUUUAAGAUAAUUUAACUAACGACUUAAAUCCUUAUUGAAAUUACCUAGAUCUAAGUCUAUAAGUGUAUGUUUCACUUAAAAUUUGUUAAUUUUAUCAUAAUGGUACUGAAUUUUUGAAGUGCUCCAGCUAGGCCUAAAUAGCAGGGUGGGGCCCCCACUGCCCUUUUAUAGCACCCUGCUGCCUUUUACUACACCCUGCUGUCCCCUUUUGUUUGACAGAGUCAUUUUUCAGAAAUAAGAAUAAAAAUAAUAAAUAUACAUUAUUUAUACACUAAAGUAAAGAUAACAGCUAAGGUAUUCAUAGCAAACUACUAGUAUUGGUAUUAGUUACAAAACAUACAUUAUUAGAAUUGAACAUUGGCCUUGCAAGAGCCCCAUUAAGGCUCAUUCAAUAUGCAUCAAAAGCGCCCUUUCUCACCUAGCACCCUGCCCUUUUUAAAUCCUGGCUGGAGCACUGCCCGGGUUGCAUUCAUAAAACAUCUUAAGUCAUUUCUUAACUUAAGUCAAUUUCCUAAGUUUUUCAUUAUCAUAGUCAAAUUAGAAGAAAAUAAUUCGUGUGUUUUUAACAUGAAAGUAUGUAUUUUGAUUAAAAUCAAUGAUAAUAUUAAGUAUUUGAGAUAUUAUGAAGUUAUUAUAUUACAUGGUAAGUGAGAUACUUAACUUUAGAUAAUGACUUAAGUUAGGAAAUUACAUAAGAUGAGUUAUGAAUUCCACCCCUGAUAUAUAUCCGACUUGAACAAAAAUUUAGAUUUUUGGUAAUGCAUAUUGUUUGCAUUUAUAUUUGUUUGCAUUUGUCACGGUGCAGUAUUAUAUGUUAAAAAAUAAUGUUCGGCCUCGUGCAAUUCACUUAUUUAUUGAUAAUUUGUUAAAUAAUUUCAUGCACUUAAAGGAUUAAUAGAUUAAACUCUAAAUUUUCAAAAAAAUAAAAUUAACAUAUAACAAAGAACAACCCUUAAAAUGCAUAAUAUAUUUACUGCUGUUUCUGAAUUUCCAGCUUCGAAUCUAUAUCAUUUUUUGGCCCUGUUUAAUUAGCCAAAUUCUUUAAAAAGUGGGCUUUAUAUCUAUAUCACUUUUUGGCCUGGGGCCGCUUACUGAUAUAGAUAUUGGCACUGUUAUAGAGGAGGCCUUUGUAUUUUUGGGCGAGGCAGAUGCUGUAUUUAAGGGCUAAUAAUUAAUAGUUAUUUAAUAGUUUGUUAUAAAAAUUCUCUGUUCAGUUGAUAUGGCAAACUUCAUUAUUUCUAGUCAGAUUUGUCAGGUAGUAAAUUCUUUAUUUCAGUAUAUUUUCCAAAGAAUGAUUAUUGUUGAUAAUUUUUGUACUCCGGUUUUUAUUAAGUUUAUUAUCCUAAAAAUUGAAUCAUUGAAUAUUUCAGUGCUCAAAUAGUAUUUAAAUAUAAUGAAAAGUGUUUUUUGUUGUACCUAAUUCAAAUUAAGCAAUAAUUUUGCUGCAAGCAACUACCUCUUACAGCUAGGCUAACUCAAACCCUAACAGCAUUCAUUGUGUAACAGCGACCAACACAAUACCGUUUCAAAAAAUUAAGCAUGAGAUUAUGUUCUGUAUAAAUGUUUGAAAUUGAGUUGAAUAUUUAGCGUUAAAGUCCUAGUUUAAGGAAUGUUUGGCAUGAAAAUCCCCUGCUGUGCAUCUCGUUCUAAUUGCACUGGUGUCACAUUGGGGGCCAAUUUCCUGUGUAUUUGUUAAUUGGCUCAGGGCCAUUAGGGUCCAAUUUUAUAAUAAAACAUCCCAGACUGCACAGCAAGAUACUCAGAUUGGAGAUCUGAUAAGACAGUAAGGCAAUAAGAUUAAGAUCAAUUAACAGAGGUAAUGUUCAAAUACACGGUUUGGGGGUGGGGGUGGGGGGGGGAGACGAUUCACUUAUAGAACGAUUAAACUAGGCCUUUAAGUAUAAAUUGUCAUGAUUAUAUGUUCGGCUUAAGAAAUAGUUAUCAUUAGGUGUAAAUCAUCUUUGCUGAUGUGAAUAAGUAAAGAGGAUAAUUGUUUGUUCCAAUGUAAGGCUGCAGUAAAUUGCAUAGAGUGAGAACCAAAUGCUAUAUUUCACUAGAGGCAUAGCAACGAGUGAUAUAUUUACUUUUGGUGUACACAAGAUGAAAUAUUUUGUGAUCUUAUACUGAAACAAACAAUUUUUCUUUUUAUUAUAUGGCUAAAAAGGAAAUGACAUUUUAUUGUUGAUUUUUAGAAUAGCGACAAAUUGUAUGCCAAAGGAACAUUAUUUCAGAAACAACGUCGUUAAAAUUGUGUUCCAGCCCGAGCGCGCUGAUGUUUGAUCUGGUCACAAGAAUGGGCUAAAAUUUAAAACAGUCAAAAAUAUCAUACUGAUAUUUUCACUGUUUGAAACAGUGAAAUAUGAUUUUUAUUUCACUGAUAAAUCUCUAUAAACCUCUGGAAAGCAUAUAAUUGAAAGAAAUAUUCAUCCUUAAUUAUAAAUAGUCACUUGAGAAAUAUUUUAUUAUUUAGUACAAGUUACUGGGCAUGAUGAAUUGUCCCAUUGUCUUUGGAACAAAACAAGAACAUCAAACCUUAAUAAGUUUGUGACAUAUCCACUUACACAAUAAAUCAAAUUCAUAAUUAUAAGAUAUUUAUCAUGUAUCUAUCUCCAUUGUGAUAAAAAAUCACCCCACCGAUGCUUGCCUUCAAUGUCAUGAAUGUGAUAUACAUAUAGUCUGUUUACCUGGGUGCUUUCCUGCAAUAUUGUAUAUAAUACAAUAAUCUUUGCGUUUACCAUAAUAUUAUACUUUAUAUAUCACAAUGUAUAUCAUUAUAAUAGUUACUGUUAGUUUACAAUGUUUUGACAUAGUUUUGAUCAGCCAUAGCUUUCUAAUGGUUCACCAAGACCUUAUCAUAUUUCUGUAUCUGGAAUGACCAAUAUACUUUUUACUAUAAUGCCUUUUAUAAUGUUGACUCUUGCAGAACUAUUUUCUCCCUACAGCUGCACUGUCACAGAUUAACUGGUUUGACAAAUUUUUUAUUUUUAUUUUUUUGGCAAGCUUUCAUAUUUCUGUUUGAAAGGUAAUGUUUUAUGGCUAAAAGCCUUAGUAAUGGUUUAAGAAAAAUGCAUAAAACAUCAGUUUGUGAACUUAAAUAAGAAAAUCUGCGAUCUGAUUUUUUUUAGCAGUCUUACAUCACUAGUUUCCAUGCAUUUGUGCAUAAAUUGGCUCAUUCCAAGACAAAAAUUGUCAAAACAAAUCAAAAUGUGAGAGUGCAGCUUUAACUGAGUAAAUUUGGUUAAAAAAACUCUACUUUUGUUAAUAUUCACUUACAUAAAGAUAUGAUUUAGUUUUCAUUGUUUAUUUUUACUAUAAUUUUUGCAUAUGUAAUAUCUGAAGGACAGCUGUUAUCAAGGGUGUUGUUUUAUAUGUAAACAUUUUUGCAUUUUGAUGCUGCCAUUUGGCCAUUUAUGUACACAUGCCUAUAUAGUCUUGCCAUGAACAAAUGUUAGGAAAACUAAUUAGCACCCAGAGUUAUUGGAAAUUCUCAUAAAAAUAGAUAUUAUUUGAAUUAUAUUAAUGUAUAAGUCAAAACACAAAACAAAAUGGAAACACACGAUAUGCAACCAAUGUUAAGAACCCCUUUAUUAAUAAAUUUAGUAAGUUUAUUCAAACAUCACUAAAAGGUACUCAUUCACAGAUUUUAUAGCUAAUGGCAACAUUUGUUUUUCUAAAAAUCUAA